AUGACCAACACCUGCAUUGCUAGAUUAAGUGACAUUAACAGAGCAGCAGUACCUCUUCCUCAGGGAAGGAAGUUCAGAAUCAUAUUCCUAAGAACAUUUUCAACAUUUGCCUCACCUUUUCUUUCUCCUUCUGCACCAUUCAAUUAUCCAUCCUCGUCUUUAGUCUUGAAUGCCCGCCUCACUCCAUCAGACGCCCCCCAACGCUCUGAUGAAUGGUUUGCUCUUCGCAAGGACAAGCUAACGACAAGCACCUUCAGCACUGCUCUGGGGUUCUGGAAAGGCAACCGUCGAUACGAACUCUGGCAUGAGAAAGUAUUUGCAUCAAAUGUAGUAGAAGCUUCUAAAAAUGGUGCCAUGGAAUGGGGAGUUCUCAAUGAAGCAGCUGCAAUAGAGAGGUACAAAAGCAUAACUGGUCGCGACGUGAGUUCCUUAGGAUUUGCAAUCCAUACUAAGGAGCAAUUAGAUUGGAUUGGUGCUUCCCCAGAUGGACUACUCGGAUGCUUUCCAGGGGGUGGGAUUUUGGAAGUAAAGUGUCCUUUUAACAAAGGAAAGCCUGAGAUGGGAUUGCCAUGGUCAACUAUGCCAUUUUAUUACAUGCCUCAGGUGCAGGGUCAAAUGGAGAUAAUGGACAGAGAUUGGGUUGAUUUGUAUUGUUGGACACCAAAUGGUAGCACAAUAUUUCGGGUCUGGAGAGAGCGCAACUACUGGGAAUUGAUGCAAGUUAUUUUACGUGAGUUUUGGUGGGAAAAUGUGGUUCCGGCCCGAGAAGCCCUUUUGUUGGGACAGGAGGAACAAGCCAAGUUGUACAAACCAACAUCGACUCACAGACAGACAGGACUCAUAAUUGCUAGAAGCAUAAAAUUAGCCAGCGAAGCAAAAUUGCUGUGCAAGGAGAUUGCUGGCCAUGAAUUCUUGUCUGGGCAAUGCGAAGGAGCCAAGGAAAGAAAACAAGAAAUGGACAUAUACGGCUCCGAGGGGCUGCCAUGGGCUGAUCAAUGUGACCCGGAACCUCUGCCUCCUGCAUCGAAGAAUAACAAGAAGAAAGAUGGCAAAAGCAAGUCGCAAAAGAAGCUAUUGAGCCUGAAAUUGAUGAAAAUCCUCUGCAAGAAAUCUCAAAAAUAA
This is a messenger RNA of Fraxinus pennsylvanica, 1122 nucleotides long. NCBI's taxonomy places the organism in Eukaryota, Viridiplantae, Streptophyta, Magnoliopsida, Lamiales, Oleaceae. The record is from the annotation of a GenBank genome assembly.